Molecule: messenger RNA, 2801 nt
Organism: Polyodon spathula (Mississippi paddlefish)
Lineage: Eukaryota; Metazoa; Chordata; Actinopteri; Acipenseriformes; Polyodontidae
Gene: tlr1
Product: toll-like receptor 1
Exons: 1
Coding region: 56-2353 (765 amino acids)
Biological process (GO): toll-like receptor signaling pathway; immune response; inflammatory response
Cellular component (GO): membrane
Molecular function (GO): protein binding; transmembrane signaling receptor activity
Source: RefSeq, a predicted model, not a curated record
GAAUAUUGACAUCACCAAGGAACCUGUCCAUUCUCCAAACUAAAGAGAAACAGUCAUGAUGAACAUUGUGUUACUGAUUGUCUGCAAUGUACUGCUAACCAGUUCUCAAGAGAACCGUCCAGUUGAAGAAAGGCAGAACUAUUCAUCAUAUUCCCUGACUUCUGUUCCACGCAGUUUGCCACUCUAUACAGUUUUAUUGGACGUGUCCGACAACAAUAUAAGCCAACUGAAAAGGGAUGACUUUUCUGAAAUGCCUGCCUUAAAGUUCCUUAAUUUAUCACACAAUAAUAUAAAAGAGAUCAGUGAUGACAUUUUUAAAUCCAAUAUGAAACUGGAAUAUCUUAAUCUGUCCCAUAAUGAGCUUUAUAAUAUUUCCUGUGGUUUUUUAGUUCAUGUUACUGAGCUUAAGGUUUUGGAUAUUUCCAACAACAAAUUUGCUCUAAUGACUCUUGGUAGUGUCUUUGGCUCCAUGGAAAAGCUGGAAUAUUUAAGUCUGAGUGCUGAAACACUGCAAAGACAUGAACUAAAGCAUAUCAAAAGUGUCUGGCUGAAAAAAGUUUUUCUGGGAUUUAACAACCUCCUUGACAAUGAAUAUGAAAAAACAGACACAAUUACCAUUGUUUUAAAAAGCAAAUACUGUAUUGACUAUUUCAAUGAUAAGACGGAUUGUUAUGUUGGAUUUGCCUUACGUCAACGCAAAGCAAAUUUUAAGGUGACAAGUCUAACUUUAAUAGAUGUUAGGUUGUCUUGGCAAUAUCUUAUCAAUCAAACACUGCAACCAUCAAUUAAACAUCUUAAUGUGCAUAAUCUAAAUAUUACAGGAAAGAUUAUUCCCACUAAUAUAACAAAAAACACCUCUCUGGAGACAUUAAAAAUAAACAGAGGAACAAUAUCUACAUUUAUUUUUCUUCAAAAUGAUCUUUACAAUUUUUUUAUCAACAGGGUGAUAAAGAACCUUACCAUAGACAACACUCCCAUUGUACACAUGACCUGUCCCUAUAAAACCAGCACACUUAAACAGUUAGACUUCUCCAGCAAUGCAUUUUCUGACGGUGUGUUUUCCAGUACUAGAGAGCCCAUCUGUAAAACGCUGACCAACCUGAACACGCUCAUUUUAAUGGGAAAUAAACUGGAGAAGCUUCACCAAUUGAGUGUCACAACAAAAUACAUGAAGGCAUUAAAAUAUCUGGAUGCUAGCACCAACUCACUGACAUAUGAGUUUGGGGAUUGUACCUGGACUGAGAGUAUAAUUGCCCUAAAUGUAUCAUCAAAUAGCUUGGAUCAUUUAGUUUUCAAAUGUUUACCCCGAAACACACAAAUCCUGGAUCUACAGAACAACCAAAUAGCCAGUGUCCCCGAAGACAUGGUUCACCUUGAGGCUUUGAAAGAACUUUACCUAGGGUCAAACAGGUUGCUUGACAUACCAGACUGCAACAGUUUUAGAAAACUUGAAAUGCUCUUUAUAGAUGCUAAUUCUCUCCAUACCCCAUCAAUCCAUUUCCUCAGUAGCUGCAAGAACCUACGAGUUUUUCAUGCCGGCAAUAAUCCAUUCAUGUGCACAUGCAGUUUGAGGGAUUUUGCCAAGAUUAAAGAACAAUCAAGAAUUGAAUUCAUUGGAUGGCCGGAUGCCUAUAGCUGCAGCUACCCAGAAGCCUUCAGAGGAAUAUCUCUGAAGGACUUCCAUGUUCCUGAAAUGUCGUGCAAUUUGACCCUUCUACUUGUCACUAUUCUCUGCCCCAUGAUAGUGAUAACCAUUGCAAUUGCAGUGCUCUGCAUACACUGUGAUGCACUCUGGUAUAUGAGAAUGAUGUGGCAGUGGACCCAAACAAAGCGGAGAGUGAAGGCAAACAGAUGUCAGAAAACUCCAGAAGGUCUGAUGUAUAAUGCAUUUGUGUCCUACAGCCAGCUUGAUUCCAUUUGGGUAAAGGAGUACCUUUUACCCAACCUAGAAGAAGACAAGUCUGUUCAAAUAUGUCUGCACGAGAGAGAUUUCAUACCGGGGAAAAGUAUAAUUGAAAAUAUAAUCAGCUGCAUCGAAAAAAGCUACAAGUCCAUCUUUGUUUUAUCCCCAAAUUUCAUACAGAGUGAGUGGUGCCACUAUGAACUCUACUUUGCACACCACCAACUUCUAACUGCAAACUCGGAUCAUUUAAUCUUGAUUCUACUGGAGCCUAUCUCCCAGUACAUGAUUCCUUCCAAGUAUUACAAACUGAAAGCUCUGAUGGCCAAGAGGACCUACUUUAAGUGGCCAAAGGACAAAAACAAACAUAAGCUGUUCUGGGCCCAUCUGAGAGCAGCAAUCCAGAUACACCUGGCAGGAGCAGCAGAGGACACAGCUGAAAGUAAGCUGUGAUACUUCAAUAACAAUAUCCAUAGACAUGCUCAUUGUACAAUGUACUCGCUCAAUGCAAACACAAUGAACAGAAAUGAAAGAACAAAAAGUACUGCGCAUUUCUUGCCAUUUAUUUCUAUUUUGUUUCUUUUUGUCAUAAAGAAACACAAAGGCACUCUUCAACCAUGAAUGAAAAUAGGGUAGUCAGUAUUGCAGCAUAGACCUCUACAUGUUGUAACAAACCCUAACAUAGAUUGCUGUCACCCCAGUAAUACAGUAGUUACCGAACUGUAUGUCUAGUACUGUUGCCCCUUUAAGUUAUUGGUGAUUCCAAAGGUUUAUGGGAGGUUCAAAUAGUUGGCAGAAUAUCGGCUUGCACCAGGAGGGUAGAUAUUGACUGACAUGAUUGGAAGUUCGACAGCCAACACCCACCCACUAAUCCACCCUCCCAUCUACCCUCCCAAUCCCC